Carica papaya (papaya) is the source of this 720-nucleotide messenger RNA. Lineage: Eukaryota; Viridiplantae; Streptophyta; Magnoliopsida; Brassicales; Caricaceae. The record is from RefSeq and is a predicted model, not a curated record.
AUGGUAAAACUUCAAUCUCUCUGUCGUGACUUUGAGAUGUUGCAAAUGAAAACCGGAGAAUCGGUACAAGAAUUUCUUUUACGAGUUGCAACGAUUGUUAAUCAAAUGAGAUCUUACGAGGAAGAGAUUUCUGAUCAAACCUCUGUUGUAAAAGUGUUAAGGAGUUUAACUCCAAGGUUUGAUCACGCAAGAUUGAAUCGGGUGAAUGAAAAGACUGAAGAGAAGGCUUUUCAAGUGAUGGGGGAGUCUCCCAAACAACAAGAUGAUUCAAGGCAACAAGUAAAGGACGUGGUAGAGGAGGUUAUCAAAGCAGAGGCAGACUGCUGGAAAAGGAAAAAGCAAGCAAAUUAUGUUAAAGAUGAAGAGGAGAUUAAGCUCUUCAUGGCCUAUCAAGAUGGCACCAAAGCUUCAAGUGGCAUAUGGUUUCUGGACAGCGGCUGUUCCAACCAUAUGACUGGGAUCAAAUCUCUAUUCAAGGAGCUGGAUGAGUCAUGCAAGGUGAAAGUAAGACUUGGUGAUGAUGAACAAAUGCAAGUUGAAGGCAAAGGCACGGUGGCAUUAAGCAAUGGUCAUGGUAACACAAAACUCCUUCACAAUGUCUAUUUUGUUCCUGCUUUAUCAUCACAAAAUCUAUUGAGCAUUGGGCAGUUUAUGGCUAGUGGAUAUUCUAUCAUGUUUGAUGAUGUGUCUUGUGUGAUUAGAAAUAAAAAAUCUAAUUAA